AUGCGCUCUCUUCACCUUCUGGCUUUUUGCGCAAUCAAUUCUGCAGAUCCAGCUCUGACCGCCCACUCUUUAGGCCUUCCACUGGCUUCAGCUUGCCCCCCGAAACCUUCUUUCAAGGCCGACAUUCGUGCUGACACCAACCGUGAUGGACGAGUCGACCUCGAAGGUUCUUCGGACACGAAAGACAAGACGCGAUGGACAGAAGAGUCCGGUGCCAUUUUCCUUCCCAACAUCGGCGAUACAGAUCAACGAUGCCUGUCUGAGUUUACCGGUCGUAAGGUUCUACUUGACAAGAACCUUGACGAUUGCCACGAUGCUUCUGACAAUACUCAGAGAUCCCCCGACUAUCUCGCACCCCUCAAGACCGUCCCCAUCCCAAUCCUUCCCGAAAACGCAAAGGGUACGGUUACAGUUCCUGAUGCGACUCAGCGAAAGCUCGUGCGUAUCUUCCAGAAGCAGGGCAAGGAUUGGGUAUACAUCGACAACGACCAUACUUUCUCUCAACGGGAGCUGCAGGCUGGCCUUGAUCUUGGCAUUGAUGCUCGUAAUACCAGACGUCCCAAGAGUUCGGACACCAGAAGUCCCGAGCGCUGGGAUGGGCGUGUCACUGUUCGCUUCACCAUCCAAGUCGGAAGUACCAAAUCAUCUGACACAGUCAUGUUACGUGUCGCACCCGUGCUCAUACACCAUCACCUCCAAAUGGUCGAACAAGUCCUCACCGUCCAGAAAGCCUCGAACCCUUAUCUUAAUGACUUCGCCAACAUCCUCGACUCAAUUACAAAGGCAGCUGGCCUCAAGAAAGACCUUGGCCUCUUUCUCAUGCACGGAAAAAGGUUUGAUAAGUGGGCCCAAGACUUUGUUGAGCCAGGCUACGCAAGCAUGCCUGGUCCAAAUGGAACAGUAUCUAUCCGGAUCCUGAUUCGGUGUCCCCGCGCCCGCGCUUCGCAAGAGGGCGGUCGAAACCUCUUUCUGUUUGUCCGAAAAGCUGGACAUGGUAGCAAAUACCAUCAUAUUCUGUCCUACCUCGAAGCUCAAGAGUCACAGAAGCCCCUUCGACUUGACACUGACUGGCUUGCCGUGGGUCAUGUCGAUGAGUUCCUCCAGUUCAUUCCCGCCAACAACACCCGAGGUUGGGUUGCAGUCAUCGGUGAUCCUAUUUUAGCCAUCAAGAUCCUUGAAAACGCGAAAAAGGCCGGGCAUGGGUCGCUCCCGGCUAUCUCACGCAAGGGCGAUACUGAGUGGCCGCGGUCCUGCAAGACGCCCGAGUGUGACCAGCCCGUGAAUUCCAUUACCGUGAGCCAGCUGUUGAGCAAUAACAGGCUGAUGAAGCUCAACAAAUGGUGCGAUCGGAAAAUCAAGAGCAACGUCAAGACUCUCAGGAAGGAAGUUGGACUCACCGAUGAGGACAUCAUUCGCAUUCCGGCUUUGUUCAUUGAGAACGGCCCCUGGGAUGGUCCUGACUCGGAAACCGAAGUCGGGGCCUUUUUCCCUGCUGCCAUAAACAACCUCGUUCUCACUGGGUACAACACUUGCAUUGCGCCUUACCCAUGGGGUCCAAGGGUCGGGGGGGACAUCUUUGCCGAGACAAUUAGCCACAAAUAUGCCGAAGUUGGAAUGAAGAUCGAGUUUAUCGAUGACUGGGAUACUCAUCAUAGACUCCAAGGAGGAGUUCAUUGUGGGACCAACUCAUUUCGAAGCAUGUCUGCACCGUGGUGGUGA
Molecule: messenger RNA, 1719 nt
Organism: Fusarium tjaetaba
Lineage: Eukaryota; Fungi; Ascomycota; Sordariomycetes; Hypocreales; Nectriaceae
Product: arginine deiminase type-3
Exons: 3
Coding region: 1-1719 (572 amino acids)
Cellular component (GO): cytoplasm
Molecular function (GO): calcium ion binding; protein-arginine deiminase activity
Source: RefSeq, a predicted model, not a curated record